Molecule: messenger RNA, 945 nt
Organism: Lachancea dasiensis
Lineage: Eukaryota; Fungi; Ascomycota; Saccharomycetes; Saccharomycetales; Saccharomycetaceae
Source: the annotation of a GenBank genome assembly
AUGGCCCCAGUUAGAAAAGGCUCACAGCCGAAUGAAGUGGCUCAAUUGGUAGCACAAAUACCUCCUGUAACUCGUUUCGUUCUGGCAGCUAUCGUGGUGCUCUAUACGCUAGUGAGGGCCCAGAUUGUGCGAGACACAUGGCUUUGUUUCUGGCCGUACCACACUUUCGUUAAACUACAGGUCUGGCGGAUGUUUACGGGUUGUUUUCUGGUCUUUAAGGGCAAAAUGGGAACUCUGUUCACAAUGUUCGAGUUGUACACGCACUCCUCUCACCUGGAGUCGUUUCAUUUCCACGAUAGAAACCACGCGGAGUACGUGUACCUACUAUGCGUGCUGCUGGUGGGUGUAGUAGCGUCGGCCACCGCCCUGCGUAUCGACUGCUCUUACACGCUUAUCGACGGUAUGAUGGCUGCGUUGACGUGUUUGUGGAGCAUCAAAAACUGGAACACCGCGUUGAUGUUCUAUGGUCUGUUUCCUGUUAAGGGCAAGUACAAUCCGCUGCUCCAGUUGUUUUUGUCGUUCCUGUUUGACGACGAGGUGGCCACGUUUCCACUGGUCGUGAUAGGGUUCUCCGUGGCGUACGCUUUCAAUUGUCUGGACACGAGGUCGCUGGGGCCCCUUUACGGGUAUAUACGGGGCAAGCCCAUGGGCUAUGGCUUGGUGAACGACAGACAGUUCCGGGCUCCGCGGUGGUUCUCCAGCGCCUGGCGGGUGCUCUCAGACGGCCAGAGCCGCUCAAUGCACGCGGUCUUCGACAAAACCAAAACCUAUCAGGGUCAGGGCCGCAAGCUUGGUAGCAGGGACCCUUCUGAUGCUGGUAGAGUCGGGGUAGACUCGGCUGGCGUGGCCGCAGCUUCUAUGUCUCGCCCGAAGACUAGCCCCACAAUGGCCUUUUCCUCGGGUCCGGCUUUCAGAGGAAAGGGCCAGCGUGUUGGCACCAAAUAA